AUGGGGAGGGUGAGAUGGAGAGAUAGGAAGGGUUGUAUGGCAGUUGUAGUUGCUCUGAAACCAGCUCACUAUCCAGUCCACAGAAGGAGUUUACUGUUCUCUCCCCACAAACCUCAUGGAGCGAGCCUAGUUAAGAACUCAGUCUAUAGGAGGCUUGCUAUUACCUAUAAUUUCAAGGUAAGCAGACUGGUUUUCCGGAAUUUCUCUUUCUGCAUUCUAUUCUCCUUCUCUUCCCUCUCGUCUUUCUCACCUUCCUUGCUUACACAGUUUUCUGGGUGAGGUAUUUGCAGCUGUGUCUCUAGGCCUCUGGCCAGCUUUGCUCUCUCUCGCGCUCUCUCUCUCUCUCUCUCUCUCUCUUUCCUUUUCUCUCUCUCUCUCCUUUUCUCUCUCUCUCUCUCUCCUUUUCUCUCAUUUUCUCUCCUUUUCUCUCCUUUUUCUAGAAAAGCUUUCACGGAAAACACAGAACCAGAACUUGAAAAUCUAUGUGCAGCAAUGGAAACAGGUUAUGUGAAGUGAGAUCUAGUGUGUUUUAGAUUCAUACAAAAAAACAAGCCACAAACUUCUGGUUUCUGCUUUACACAAGAAAACCUAUAUGUUACACAAGACACAGAGGAACAUUUCUGCUACACUCUAGUUCAGUGUGUGUGUGUGUGUGUGUGUGUGUGUGUGUGUGUGUGUGUGUGUGUGUGUGUGUGUGUGUGUGUGUGUGUGAACAAGGAAGGAAAUGUAGUCAGCAGAGAGCAGCGAGGGUCUGAGAGAGGGACAGAAAGCUUCUGGAAUGCAGACUCCCGGAAAGGCUCUAGAACAGGGCUCUCCAACCCUGUUCCUGGAGAGCUACCUCCUGUAGAUUUUCACUCCAACCCUAAUCUAGCACACCUGAUUCUAAUAAUUAGCUGGUUGAUAAACUGAAUCAGGUUAGUUACAACGGUGGAGUGAAAACCUAUAGGAGGGCAGCGCUCCAGGAACAGGGUUGGAGAGCCCUGCUGUAGAAUGUGUGGAAUGCAGCCAUCACCUCUCAGGCCACUACCUGUACAUGUGAAGGCAACCUGAACUCAGGGGUAGAGGUAACAUGGUAAAAGUAAAUCUGUCUCCCUCCAUUUAGUAUGAUAUGUUAUAAUAUAUCAUACUAAACGGAGGGAGACCGAUUUGCUGGUACGCAGCAAAUUGGCCAGUGUUACCUAGUGUUGAUUUUCACCUGUAACAUUUCUAGUGUUGAUUCAGGUGUCAAAUUAACUCUGUAAGUGUUAAAUUAACACUCAUUGGUGUAAAAUAACAUCAGUGUUGGUGUUAAUAACCAGUGUUAAACAUAAACCACGCCCAUCAUUAUCAUAUUUCCCAGCAUGCUCUAUUGCAAGUCAAUUUUUGGAAUAGUUUGUUUCAAUAUGUACGUUUUUGCAUGUACAUUAAUUGAUGAAUGAAUGUUAUGCUACUCAAAUAUACAUAACAUAGAUUUUUCUAAACAUAGCUUUUUCUAAACUACUCCAAUCUGUUACUUGGACUUAUUGCACCCAUUAUUGAAAAGGCUAUUUCAGUUUAGACGCUUUAGGUCAGGGAUGAGCAACUGGCGGCCCGUGGAUCAAUUUCCCCAAUGUUUUCCUGUUGAGCAUUUGUGUAGCAGUUUUUCUCUUAUGUCAUUCACUGACAACUAACAUUUUAGUCUAGUGGCCAGCUAUCUAAACUUGUAGUAAUUAUGGUUGAAUUACCAAUUGCAAACAUUUCUCUCAACCCUAUGGCAAAAUGUGUAGAAUUGAAGGAAAUUAGCUGUAAAAUGGCUAAUUAUUCUCUCCGUCCCAUGGCAAAAUUAGUAGAAUUGCAUUAAAUUAGUUUUAAAAUUGCUAAAUAUUCUCUCCGCCCCAUAACAAAAUGUGUAGAAUACAUGCAGGCCUGAUGUGGCCUGUAAACUAGCCUCCCGAGUGGCGCAGUGGUCUAAGGCACUGCAUCGAGAGAUCCUGGUUCGAAUCCAGGCUCUGUUGUUGCCGGCCGCGACCGGGAGACACAUGGGGCGGCGCACAAUUGUCCCAGCGUCGUCCAGGGUAGGGGAGGGAAUGGCCGGCAGGGAUGUAGAGCAUGGCGUUUUCAACGUCAGGGUUGUGGGUUCGAUUCCCACGGGGGGCCAGUAUGAAAAAAAGAAUGUGUGCACUAACUGUAAGUCACUCUGGAUAAGAGCGUCUGCUAAAUGACUAAAAUGUAAACCAUGAGUUUCAGGCCACUGUAUCAUGAAAUACGUGUUAUAUUGUGUUAAAUAAUUAAAUGUUAAUGAUAACAUAUUUGCUACGGAUCUCACUUGGUGAAAGCCACAGGACUGAAAAUAGAUGAAUGCAACAACCAUGUCCCUGUCACUAACAAAUACAGUCAUGGGUGGUAACUCUACAAUUCACUCGAAAGGCAAGGCACUCCUAGAAACAUGCAAGUAAGGUUUAAUCUAUGCAGUGUGUUAAUUUAACACUGAAAAGUGUGGACCCGUAUAAACACUGGACCAGUGUUAAGUUCGACACUCUCUCAGUGUUGAUUUAACACUGGAGAAUUUGCUGUGUAUGUAUUAAUUUGUUGAUGUCCAUCAUCCAUUUUGUAUGAUAUGUUACGAAUUACAAAUAAGAAUGAUAUGUUAUGAAUUGCAAUUUCUACAUUAUGUUACGAAUUUUCAAUACAUAUGAUUUGUUUUACGAAUUCCAAUUUGUUGUUGCUAAUGUUAGCUAGGUGGCUGGGUGGCUAACGCUAACGUUAGCUAGGUUGUUAACAUUAGCUAGGCUAGGGAUUCAGGUUAGGGUUAAGGUUAGGGUUAGCUAACAUGCUAAGUAGUUGCAAAGUAGCUAAAAAGUAGUAAGUAGUUGCAAAGUUGUUAAUUAGCUAAAAUGCUAAAGCUGUCCAUGAUGAGAUUCAAACACGCAACCUUUGGGUUGCUAGACGUUCGCGUUAUGUUACAAGUUGCAAAUUGUACAAUAUGUUACGAAUUUGAAAUACGUAUGAUAUGUUACGAAUUCCAAUUAGUUGUUGCUAGCGUUAGCUAGGUGGCUAGGUGGCUAGGUGGCUAAUGCUAAUGUUACCGUUAAGUAGUCUUAUGUAACCAUACCAUUCUAAUUUGAGUGUCCCGGAUUUACAUUUACUAUGUUACUUCUCGUCUAUGAGACCAUGCUCGUGAAGGAGGGGGUUAAGAUGGGGAGAUUCUCUUUUGGGUAAAAGACCGUCCUCCGUCCUCUCUCCUCCAUGACCCAGAAACCAAUAAGAGUUCAAGUGGUCGAGGAGUGUGUCAAUUCGUUAGUAGACAAACUGAAUAGUGUCCUCCCCUACUUAAUAGCCACCUUUCAUUGAGGAUACUCAUGUGUAUCCUACUGCUUUUUGAAAUCUGCCAUACCCCCUUUGAAUCAACUUUUGUUUUGUCAGAGGAAAGAAACAUGCACAUGUUUAAAAACAAUAUGCUACUUAUUGUUUUAUCUAUAAAAUGUUUUGCACAACUAACUUCAUUAAUUUUAAGCACUUUGCACAUUGAUUUUGGGAUCCACCCUGUAAACGUCAUUUGCCUAAUAAUGUGCAAAUGUAGAGAAGGAAGUGCAUCCACGUUUACUCUCCUCACCGACUCUCCUUGAUUAACUUCAAACUUUUUCAAAAGGAGGCAAGAGAGGACGGAGGAGAGAGGACGCAGGAGGGGAGCAAAUCUAAUUGAUAAAAUGCAAUUGUAUCACCUCACCUGGCUGCAGGCAGGGUUGGGGAGCAACUGACUACAUGUACAUGUAAUCCGAUUUUUUAAAAACUAUAAUCAGUUACGUUACCAGCAAAAAUGUUGUCAUCAGAUUAGAUACUUUUGAAAAACUAGAUGAUUACUUCUUGGAUUACAUUAAAACUCAGAAAGGAUGUUUGCAAAAAAAUACAUUAUGACACCUUUCUGUUUUCUCAUGACAUUCAAUUCAGUAUUGAAAAAGGGUGCAAGUUUAGUUUGUUCCAACUGAGUGAGUAUGACCACAAGUCAGUGACCACUAUGACACACCAAAUGCGUUUGAUGGAUCAUUUUUAUUUUAUUCUAUAUACCUCUUAAAGGGAAAGUAAUCAGAUUACAUGACUGAGUUUGGGUAAUCCAAAUGUUACGUUAAUGAUUACAAUUUUGGACAGGUAACUAGUAACUGUAACGGAUUACAUUUAGAAAGUAACCUACCCAACCCUGGCUCCUGGACACAUUAAGGUGUAGUCUAAUCCUAUUGUACUUGGGCAGAGAAUGGCUGACAUUGACACUGAAAGUAAAGUUUCCUGGCAGCAGUGCCAUUGUAAACUAGCUAGUCAGACUACCUGGACAUGCUUGGUGGCAGAAAACAGUUACUUUCAACAUUCACUCUCUUGUAAUGGUUUUAUUUAUCUUUGGUCCACAUCCUGUGGCGUGUUUUAUGUGGGUAAUUCCUCUGUUUCUGAGCUCUGCAUGCCUGCACAAGGUCGGUGGGUGAGACUUGUGCCAAGAUAAGUACAGUGGUGUUAGGUUUAGCUAGGUUUAUGGGUUUAUGGGUUCUCUUGUUUGCUUUACACUCUUUAGUUGGAGAGACCUGAUACAAUAGUUAGCUCUAGCUGUAUGUGGCUGUGGGUAGAGAGGUUGCCCUUAAGCAAUAGGCACAGAUCUAUGAUCAGCUUACCCUCCCCAAAUCCUGAUCUGAACCAUUAGAGGUGAAAACACGAAACUGACAUCCAUGGCUGACUAUUGUGCCCCGGUGGGUGUCGACUGAUAAGGCUACCGCUUCACAGGGUUUACUAGAGGAUGGCUGCUGAGGUAGGCAAAGUGUUCCACGUUGUCAAGUGGUUCACAACCAACAUAGGUUACUGUUGGAUUUGAUGGUUGUCCUGGGGCAGGCUGGUGGAGCACCUUUGUUUUAUUUAUGUUCAUACAAGAGUCCCAGACUCUUGUAUGCUUCAGAGAACCUGUUCUGCUUUGGAGCGGGCAAUAAUGACCUCGUAUUGGAGGUCUUUGACUGUUCCAGUUCUCACUUUGGUUUUUGCGUGGAGGCUGGAAAGAUUGAAGAGGUUUCCAUCUGUUCUGUAUUGUACAGUGAUUCCUGAGUGCUGCAAGGAAGAGGGAGAAGAGAGUUGGUGCCAGCACACGCACGCACUCACACACACACACACACACACACACACACACACACACACACACACACACACACACACACACACACACACCCACACACACACCCAUGAGCAGCACACAUUUUUUAUAAAAAACAUUUCACAAGGAAUAACAGGUUCACUUGUAUUCGUGUAAUCUUUAUCUGUCAUUCAGCAGAGAAAAUGCUCUGAUACCUUCGUAGAUUAACGUUAAUGUAUUGAGUCAAACAACUGAGUUAACACUAUUUACAAUAUAAACUGCAAAGAUGAUAAUCAAUAUUUCAGUUAUAUCACAUACAGUAUGAAUGGGAACACAGAGUUGUCAGAGCUAUUUUCUGAACAUGACUCAGCCCUGUCUUUAACAUUAUAUACACUGAGUGUACAAAAUAUUAGAAACACUUAUUCAUUAGGAACACUCAGAACAGCCUCAAUUCGUCAGGGUAUGGACUCUACAAGGUGUCAAAAGCAUUCCACAGGGAUGCUGGCCCAUGUUGACUCCAAUGCUUCCCACGGUUGUGUCAAGUUGGCUGGAUGUCCUUCGGGUGGUGAACCAUUCUUGAUACACAUGGGAAACUGUUGAGCGUGAAAAACCCAGCAGCAUUAUAGUUCUUUACACACUCAAACCGGUGCGCCUGGCACCUACUACAAUACCCCGUUCAAAGGCACUUCAAUCUUUUGUCUUGCUCAUUCACCCUCUGAAUGGCACACAUACACAAUCCAUGUCUCAAUUGUCUCAAGGCUUACAAAUCCUUCUUUAACAUGUCUCCUCCCCUUCAUCUACACUGAUUGAAGUGGAUUUAACAAGUGACGUCAAUAGGGGAUCAUAACUUUCACCUGGAUUCACCUGGUCAGUCUAUGUCACGGAAAGAGGAGCAGGUGUUCCUAAUGUUUUGUACACUCUGUGUAUCUGUUUGAUAUAGAGCCCCACAGUGGAGGUGUCAUAAUACCCAUAAAACCUAGCGGUCAAACAGGGAAACAUGAUAAUGCCCUCAAAGCCGGUGUUUAGAGGAUAUAUUGGUGUUGUUAGGCUCGAGACAAAGUCGAGGACCUGCAGACUGUGCCAAUAUAUCCUCCAAACGCUGGCUUAGAGGGCAUUAUCACUUUUAUACAACAGGUUACCAACAUGUUCAACUAAUGGUUGACAUAUUUUCAUUAACGUUAUUUUCAUGAAUUUAUUCAUACUAUUUCAUCCUUCCACAAGAUAUAGUCCUGACACAAAUCUAGGGUUGCUACCCAAGCCGACUGGUCGUUCGUUCUAUCAGUUCGGUUGCCAGACACGCAACCCAGUGGUUCAGUCUUUUUACAUUUUAGUCAUUUAGCAGACGCUCUUAUCCAGAGCGACUUACAGUUAGUGAAUACAUUUUUUUAUUUUAUACUGGCCCCCCGUGGGAAUCAAACCUACAACCCUGGCAUUGCAAACGCCAUGCUCUAUCAACUGAGCUACAUCCCUGCCGGCCAUUCCCUCCCCUACCCUGGACGACGCUGGGCCAAUUGUGUGCCGCCCAUGAGUCUCCCGGUCGCGGCCGGCUGCGACAGAGCCUGGAUUCGAACCAGGAUCUCUAGUGGCACAGUUAGCACUGCGAUGCAGUGCCUUAGACCACUGCGCCACUCAGGAGUUCUGUAUCUAUGGACACAACCCAGUCAUUCGUUCCAUCAUGUUCCAUUGCCAUACUGGCUGGCUAUGUUCUUAUCCCUUGCUUGCUAGCUAGCCAACUCAUUCAAGGGGUUUUCUUUAUUUUUGACUAUUUUCUACAUUUUAGAAUAAUUGUGAAGACAUUAAAACUAUGAAAGAACACAUGGAAUCAUGUAGUAACCAAAAAAGUGUUAAACAAAUCUAAAUAUAUUUGAGAUUUGAGAUUCUUCAAAGUAGCCACCCUUUGCCUCGAUGACAGCUUUGUACACUCUUGGGAAUCUCUCAACCAGCUUCAUGAGGUAGUCACCUGGAAUGCAUUUAAAUUAACAGGUGUGCCUUGUUAAAAGUUAAUUUGUAGAAUUUCUUUCCUUCUUAUUGUGUUUGAGCCAAUCAGUUGUGUUGUGACAAGGUAGGGGUGGUAUACAGAAGAUAGCCCUAUUUGGUAAAAGACCAAGUCCAUAUUAUGGCAAGAUCAGCUCAAAUAAGCAAAGAGAAACAACAGUCCAUCAUUACAUUAAGACAUGAAGGUAAGUCCAUCUGGAAAAUGUCAAUACGUUUCUUCAAGUGCAGUCACAAAAACCAUCAAGCGCUAUGAUGAAACUAGCUCUCAUGAGGACCGCCACAGGAAGACCCAGAGUUACCUCUGCUGCAGAGGAUAAAUUCAUUAGCGUUAACUGCACCUCAGAUUGCAGCCCAAAUAAAUGCUUCACAGAGUUCAAGUAGCAGACACAUCUCAACAUCAACUGUUCAGAGCCUCAGAACUCUUGCCUCAAGAUAUGAUCAACAGCUUCACUUCUAUUCCCGUAAUAUUUAUCUGUCAAUCAGCGGAAAAAAAUGCUCUGAUACCUUUGUAGAUUAAUGUUAAUGUAUUGAUUCACACGUUACGUAAACUGAGUUCUCACAGUCUGCUACCUCUCAUAUCUGACCAUAUAUCUGACAACAGGACAUGGCUGAGGGUAGCACUACACACCAAGUUUGACAUCAGUCAGAUACGACUGUUUGCACAUCAAUAUACGGCCUGAAAGGAUUACACAAUAUCCACAUUUACAUUUUACAUUUUAGUCAUUUAGCAGACGCUCUUAUCCAGAGCGACUUACAGUUAGUGCAUACAUUAUUUUAUCGAACCCACAACCCUGGCGUUGCAAACGCCAUGCUCUACCAACUGAGCUACAUCCCCUGCCGGCCAUUCCCUCCCCUAAUCCACGAGUUGCAAUAUCUCAACAAGGAUAUUUGUUUAUAUUUAUAAGCCAUUUAGCAGAUGCUUUUAUUGAAAGCGACUUACAGUCAGGCGUGCAUAAUUUUUUUUUUUGUGUAUGGGUGGUCCCGGGGAUCGAACCCACUACCGUGGCGUUAUUUACACAAUUACAUACCCAGGUAAUUUACUGAGACAGUGGAUACUGACAUAUACAGUUGAAGUCGGAAGUUUACAUACACCUUAGCCAAAUACAUUUAAACUCAAAUUUUCACAAUUCCUGACAUUUAAUCACCACUUUAUUUUAAGAAUGUGAAAUGUCAGAAUAAUAGUAGAGAGAAUGAUUUAUUUCAGCUUUAAUUUCUUUCAUCACAUUCCCAGUGGGUCAGAAGUUUACAUACACUCAAUUAGUAUUUGGUAGCAUUGCCUUUAAAUUGUUUUACUUGGGUCAAACAUUUCAGGUAGCCUUCCACAAGCUUCCCACAAUAAGUUGGGUGAAUUUUGCCUCAUUCCUCCUGACAGAGCUGGUAUAACUGAGUCAGGUUUGUAGGCCUCCUUGCUCGCACACACUUUUUCAGUUCUGCCCACACAUUUUCUAUAGGAUUGAGGUCAGGGCCUUGUGAUGGCCACUCCAAUACCUUGACUUUGUUGUCCUUAAGCCAUUUUGCCACAACUUUGGAAGUAUGCUUGGGGUCAUUGUCCAUUUGGAAGACCCAUUUGCGACCAAGCUUUAACUUCCUGACUGAUGUCUUGAGAUGUUGCUUCAAUAUAUCCACAUAAUUUUCCUUCCUCAUGAUGCCAUCUAUUUUGUGAAGUACACCAGUCCCUCCUGCAGCAAAGCAACCCCACAGCAUGAUGCUGCCACCCCGUGCUUCACGGUUGGGAUGGUGUUCUUCGGCUUGCAAGCCAUCCCCUUUUUCCUCCAAACAUAACAAUGGUCAUUAUGGGCAAAAAGUUAUAUUUUUAUUUCAUCAGACCAGAGGACAUUUCUCCAAAAAGUACAAUUUUUGUCCCCAUGUGCAGUUGCAAACCGUAGUCUGGCUUUAAUAUGGCGGUUUUGGAGCAGUGGCUUCUUCCUUGCUGAGCGGCCUUUCAGGUUAUGUCGAUAUAUAGGACUCGUUUUACUGUGGAUAUAGAUACUUUUGUACCUGUUUCCUCCAGCAUCUUCACAAGGUCCUUUGCUGUUGUUCUGGGAUUGAUUUGCACUUUUCGCACUAAUGUACAUUCAUCUCUAGGAGACAGAACCUUCCUGAGUGGUAUGACGGCUGCGUGGUCCCAUGGUAUUUAUACUUGCGUACUAUUGUUUGUACAGAUGAACGUGGUACCUUCAGGCGUUUGGAAAUUGCUCCCAAGGAUGAAUCAGACUUGUGGAGGUCUACAAUUUUUUUUCUGAGGUCUUGGCUGAUUUCUUUUGAUUUUCCCAUGAUGUCAAGCAAAGAGGCACUGUUUGAUGGUAGGCCUUGAAAUACAUCCACAGAUACAGCUCCAAUUGACUCAAAUUAUGUAAAUUAGCCUAUCAGAAGCUUCUAAAGCCAUUACAUCAUUUUCCGGAAUUUUCCAAGCUGUUUAAAGGCACCGUCAAUUUAGUGUAUGUAAACUUCUGACCCACUGGAAUUGUGAUACAGUGAACUAUAAGUGAAAUAAUCUGUCUGUAAACAAUUGUUGGAAAAAUUACUUGUGUCAUGCACACUUGCCAAAACUAUAGUUUGUUAACAAGAAAUUUGUGGAGUGGUUGAAAAACUAGUUUUAAUGACUCCAACCUAAGUGUAUGUAAACUUCCGACUUCAACUGUAUAAGCAUGUGUAAUAUUGGAUAUUUUUUACCAUUCUAUUUGUUCAGUGACAGGCAAGUUAGUUAAGAAAGAGGAACGUUUAAGAAGGAAUUCAGUUUCAGUGGCCAAGCUGUAACCCUCUGGGUUUUUCAAUAUAACUUUACAACUAUAGUGAAUCUAACACCAUAACCUAUACAUUAGCAUUCACAUAUAGCAUAUUUAAUGCAUCUUAACAAAUAAUCUACAAGUACAUUCUUCAAUAGUUGGCAUUCCUUCUUGGUUAAGUAUCUUUUCCGAAAAUAGAUCAUAAUUCACUGCGACUGUAAUUGAAUGAUUAAAGCCCCUCUCUCUCUCUCUCUCUCUCUCUCUCUUUCUCAGAUGGGCGACCAAGAUGUUUAUGAAAGACUGUCGGGGUCCCAGACAGACGGAGAGAUGGGCGAAGAGAAAGAAGGAGAAAGCGAAGGAGAGAGUGAAACGAGGGGGUCGUGGACAGGCGCUCAGAGUUUCUGCCAGUUCUCAUCCUCUCUACGUGCUGUGGUUCGCAUUAGACAGAAAUACCAGACCAUGAAGAAACGACGGCUGGAGUUAGCCGGGCUGGGUGGAGGAGGGCCAGUGGUAAGGGCUGGUCUCCUCACUGGGGCCCCUGUUCGCACCAGCCCCAAAAUCUUCACCUUUGAGGGGUUGACCCCCUCCAGCUCCACCAAGACCGCCCCCUCGCUCCUCCAAAAGAAGAAGAUGAAGAGGUCGCGGCGGGUUAUGUUCCCCAGUGGAGGGGGGUGCAGGGCCCCCGUCGUACAGGAACACAGCCGAGCAAAAAACUGCCUCUUCCUCCUCUGCACCAUCCUCUUCCUCCAGGUAAUAAGUGAAUGUGUGUAUGUGUGUGAGGUUCAUCUUCAUCUUUGUCAUCCUCUUUGUCUGUGUUUAUGUCUUAUUCUGUACUUUCUCCCUCCCUCCAGGUGUAUAAUGCCAUAGAAAACCUUGAUGACCACGUCCUGAAGUAUGACCUGGAGGGAUUAGAGAAGACUCUAUGUAGGGAGGUGUUUGGCCAGCAGGGGGCGAUGGAGGCUCUUUUAGCCCAGCUCAGAGACUACCUCUCUACUUACGUCCACAAUAAACCCCUGGUCCUCUCCUUACAUGGGCCCAGCGGCGUGGGGAAGAGCCACAUAGGGAGACUCCUGGCUGGGCACUUCCGCUCGGUGGUGGGGGAGCCCCUGGUUCUCCAGUACUUUGUGUUGCACCACUGCCCCCUGGAGGAUGAGGCCUGGCGCUGCGCCCGAGCUCUGACGAUCUUAGUGUCGGAGACAGUGCUGAGAGCAGAGGAGGAGGAGAAAAUUCCGGUAUUCAUAUUUGACGAAGCAGAGCACCUUCACCCAGAGCUGCUUGAUGCGCUGAGGGAUCUGGUGCAAUCAAAACGCUCCAACGAAUACCUGAACGCAGUCUACCUGUUCCUUAGCAACCAAGGACACAACCACAUCACUAUGCACCUGCUGCACAACUCAUCCAGCGACUCCAUGAUGAGGGUGUCUGGGUACCACGGCAACCUCGUCAAGGAGCUGACUCCGUUGUUGCAGAAAACUCUGGAGAAGCUCCACCCACUGUGGGCAGAUGCUGAACUCCUACCUCUGACCCUGCUGGAGAAAGGUCACGUGACGGAGUGCUUCCUGGAUGAGAUGACGAGGGAGGGAUUCUACCCGGACCAUACCAACAUUGAGAGGCUGGCGGGGGAGAUAGAGUACUACCCCGUGGUAGGGGGCCGGGUUUAUGCCCGGACAGGCUGUAAACAGGUGGUGGCGAAGGUCAACCUGCUGUGAGAGACCUACAGAGGGAUGUUGAGAUUACAGAAGACAGGGACAGAGAAACACGUGUCCUGAGUAAAGAUACUUCUGAACAGUGUCAGUGGCGGUUCCAAAAACUGUUUUGGCCCAUAGCCUUUUGGAGCCUUUUUGUGUUUCUUGUGAUCCAUCAAGUAAACAAAGCCAACAUUACUAGCCAGAACCCACCAUUGGGGAAAAACAUUGUCGUAUGUCUGAGAAUGAGGAGUAUCUCUACGUUGAAGGCUAAUCAUGUCAGAUAAUAGUAUUUUCUACGUUCUGUAACUUAGCACCAUCCUGAACGAGCCCCUUGGUUACUAGAUGAAUAGAUAAUUACCAUUUAGGUAUGAAAAAGAACAGGCUAGGUAGGGCUAAUAUCAUAGCCUGCACAUCUGCAGAGUGGAGUCAAAAUCAGGAGUUGUGGUAAUGGUGAAGCACCACUGCUCAUUCUCCCACAAUGCUGUUAUACAGUAAUACACAGACCCACUCCCAAUAGAGCCUUCAAACUCAACUCUGGACCU
Molecule: messenger RNA, 12007 nt
Organism: Coregonus sp. 'balchen'
Lineage: Eukaryota; Metazoa; Chordata; Actinopteri; Salmoniformes; Salmonidae
Source: the annotation of a GenBank genome assembly